Messenger RNA from Ipomoea nil (Japanese morning glory), 1518 nucleotides. RefSeq names its product cycloartenol-C-24-methyltransferase 1-like. The record is from RefSeq and is a predicted model, not a curated record. Bases 170 to 1210 code for a protein of 346 amino acids. The transcript is spliced from 14 exons. Lineage: Eukaryota; Viridiplantae; Streptophyta; Magnoliopsida; Solanales; Convolvulaceae. Gene Ontology annotation, biological process: sterol biosynthetic process. Gene Ontology annotation, molecular function: sterol 24-C-methyltransferase activity. Gene Ontology annotation, cellular component: endoplasmic reticulum.
UCUCUUCCCUCCACUUAUUCUCUGAGCUCUCUGCCGCCUUCUUUGUAUUUCUUCUCUCCGUUCACUUUUGUCUCUCACACUCUUAGUCUGAUCUCUUCUCUCUCGUGCUCUCAAAGGGUAUCUCUAGAUCCUCUCUCCCUUUCAGUAUAAGCUGCUGGGUUUAGGAGAGAUGUCGAAAGCUGGAGUCUUUGAUCUCGCAUCUGGGGUUGGCGGUAAGAUCGACAAGGCCGAGGUUCAGUCUUCUGUUGACAAGUAUGAGAAGUACCAUGGUUACUAUGGAGGCGAAGAGGAGGAGAGAAAGAGUAAUUACAGUGAUAUGGUCAAUAAAUACUAUGAUCUUGUCACUAGUUUCUAUGAAUAUGGCUGGGGAGAAUGUUUCCACUUUGCACCAAGAUGGAAAGGAGAAUCCCUUCAAGAGAGUAUUAAGCGCCACGAACACUUCCUUGCAUUACAUUUAAACUUGAAACCUGGACAGACGGUCUUGGACGUAGGGUGUGGGAUUGGUGGGCCAUUAAGAGAAAUCGCACGUUUCAGUCUUACAAAGGUCACGGGCCUCAACAACAACGAAUAUCAGAUAGCUAGAGGAAAGGUGUUGAACCGUGCAGUGGGAUUAGAGCAAAGUUGUGGCUUUGUGAAGGCAGACUUCAUGAAAAUGCCGUUCCCCGACAAUAACUUUGAUGCUAUAUAUGCGAUUGAAGCUACUUGCCACGCACCCGAUUCGGUUGGAUGCUACAAGGAGGUAUAUAGAGUACUCAAGCCCGGUCAGUGUUUUGCUGCUUAUGAAUGGUGCAUGACUGAUUCCUACAAUCCCGACAGCUUAGAGCACAAGAAAAUCAAGUCAGAAAUCGAGCUUGGUAAUGGCCUCCCUGAAAUAAGGCUGACUACGCAAUGCCUUGAAGCUGCCAAGAAAGCGGGAUUUGAAGUUGUUUGGGAGAAGGAUCUUGCAGAGGAUUCGCCUAUCCCUUGGUAUUUGCCGUUGGAUACAAGUCACUUCUCACUCAGUAGCUUCCGUCUAACAGCUGUUGGGCGUCUCGUGACCCGAAAUUUGGUCAAGGCACUCGAAUACGUGGGAAUUGCUCCCAAAGGAAGCCAAAGGGUUCAAGAUUUCUUAGAGAAAGCAGCCGAAGGACUUGUUGCCGGUGGAAAGAAAGGGAUCUUCACGCCAAUGUACUUCUUCGUGGUACGCAAGCCCAUCUCGGCCAGUGAGUAAUGUGGAAGCAAGGCGGGCAUAGUUGCGGGAAAUCUACAAGAACCCAUAUCUGGAUUCCUAGCUGGCUUAAGUUGCUUGUCUGUUUUGAUUGUGGUUCAACUCCAGUUUUUAACAAGUGAUAUUUACUUCCUGCUUUAUCUCUGUUGCGGCCCUGGGAACAUUAUGAUGUGGUCUUCAGUGUACUACCUAGAAUUAGUUCUUCCGCCGUUGAUUGUGGCUAAGAUUGUGAACAUUGUGUUGUCUAAAGAUUAGAUUUUUAAUGUGGUACAGCCCAGAAAUCAGCAUUAUUCGCUGUCAUGCUUUUUUUU